AGCGAACAUGCCGCCCAACCUCGUGCUCGUGCACGCGCACCCGCCUCACAACGCCACCGUGCUGCUGGACAACUACUUUGGCCAGCAGUUCAACUCGCUGAAUUCGGACGUCAAGGUGCACCCGAAGAGCGGGGCGAUCUUUUUCACGGAUGUGACCGUGGACUCGGGAGCUGCGGGUGGUUUCCUGGGAAGGAACACGACGCUGCCGUCUACCAUCUACGCGUUCGACGUCGAGCGCAAGUCGCAGGUGUUCCUCAACCGGCGUGUGUUCACGUACGUCGAUGCCGGCAUACCGGACGGGCUCCAGGUCGACACGGCGGGCAACAUCUAUUCCGGCUGCGCUGACGGCGUGCACGUCUGGAACAAGGAGGGCACGCUGAUCGGCAAGUUCUUUCUUGGAGCCGAGUCGGCCAACUUGGUGUUUGCGGGCAAGGGCAUGCUUGUGAUAUUGGCGGAGAGGGUGGUGUACUUGGCGGAGAUCGCUGCGGAUGGGGUGGAUUUGGCUGUCGACUGAGGUGUUUCGUGCGGGAGCCGAAGGAAACCGAGGGAGGAGGAGUUGUGAUGUACGCUCGGCUCGAUUUAGGGAAGUCACUGGUUUUUGUGUCGACUUUUUUUUCUUUCGCGUGCCUUUAUCGUGUACUUAUAGUCUGUUGUGCCAAAAAGCCCAGCCAAAAGUCAGAUUUACAGUGUUAAUGCCAAGUGGUUACAUCGAGAAGGACAAACUGCACAGAGCAAAGUGUACCCAUUAGGUUUAGACCAGACACUACGUAUACAUAAUUCCGCGAAGCACCGACGUAUGGGGUAGCUUCCGCGAAAUAUGUAGGCGAAACAUUUUGGCAUAGG
Messenger RNA from Laetiporus sulphureus 93-53, 843 nucleotides. RefSeq lists its product as uncharacterized. Bases 8 to 514 code for a protein of 168 amino acids. Lineage: Eukaryota; Fungi; Basidiomycota; Agaricomycetes; Polyporales; Laetiporaceae. The transcript is spliced from 4 exons. The record is from RefSeq and is a predicted model, not a curated record.